GUAUGAGAGGUAGGUUAAGUUUUGAUCCCUCUCUCUCUCUAAUAGUGUGUUAUGUUAAUUCAUUAAACUUAACAAAGUCCAAGGGAUUGUGGGGCUUUUGGGCUUAAAUAAUUAAUUUCAAAUAGGCUGCUUAAGUCUGGAUUGGACCAAGAUGAAUCUCGAAUUUUUCAGGGUAAAGCCUCCAACCCUUCGUUGCCUAUUUCUGACCUGGUUACGAAUAAAAAGGGACAUUGUUCAAUGUCUUUGGUUGGGGCUAAAUACGAUGAGAGAUAUGUUGGGAGAGAAAAUUAUGGGCUUUGGUAUCAAACAAGGCUUCAAGAGAGAUGGGAUGAAUUUUGAAGGAGUGCAAAAGAGCGAAGUUGAAGAGAAUUGAAUCGUUGAAGCAGCUAAAGUAGUUUUAUCGGAAACUGAUGAAGGCGAAGUGAACAGAGAUCUGUUCGAAGCCCUUUCUAGGUUUUUUGAUCAAAAUAUGUGGGUGGAUAAGAUAGACAAUGGAGUAUUUGAUUUUAAUAAGGUUUGCUCCAGUUUGGAAGUGGAUUCUAAUUUUGAAGGAGAAGCAGUGAGCAUUGACGAUGAAGUUCCAGUGAGGACAGAUGAUGAUUCAAAAGGAGUACAAUUCAUUAUUGGUGUGGAGGAUUGUUUGAUAGGAUACUUGAUGAUAAUACUCGGUGGAUAUUGGGCUGAAGCAAACUGAUUCAGCAAGAAAUUUGUUGACUAUAUUGCGCUUUUUCCUUUCAAGCAAAUCAAUGAGGUAUAUGUUUCUUUUGAUCAACAGUCUGGGGAGUUGUCUUCUUCUAAAAACCAUUUUCUGUUGGAUGA
This is a messenger RNA of Ilex paraguariensis (yerba mate), 819 nucleotides long. NCBI's taxonomy places the organism in Eukaryota, Viridiplantae, Streptophyta, Magnoliopsida, Aquifoliales, Aquifoliaceae. The record is from the annotation of a GenBank genome assembly.